Cornus florida is the source of this 2828-nucleotide messenger RNA. RefSeq lists its product as uncharacterized. Bases 540 to 2264 code for a protein of 574 amino acids. The transcript has 6 exons. Lineage: Eukaryota; Viridiplantae; Streptophyta; Magnoliopsida; Cornales; Cornaceae. The record is from RefSeq and is a predicted model, not a curated record.
UGAAAAAAAUAUUUCAAAGUCUCUUGAUAACCUAGACUAUUUUUAAAAUUUUGAUCCGUCCAAGUGUGACCCCACUCAUUUGUGCAGAGUUCCGACCGAGUUACAAUUUGAAUACCCAUAUGUAGGCAGAGAAGACGCCAUGUUUUCGCUUCCUUUGUUCAACGAACGCUCUCUCUCCUCUCUCUCACACAUACACACACUAACUCUUCACAAGAAAGCCAACUAAGUACAUAAAAACUGAGUCUUUUCCAUUCCAUUUUCAUCUCUGUACAAUGCCUUACCCAAAACUACUCUGAAAUCUCUCUCUCUACCACUCAUACACAUGCCCAAUAAUCCCAUCAACCUACACAUCAUAUAACUCCAACCCAAUAUAUAUAUCAAAAUGCAGUCAUUCCCAUAACUUCUGAAUCUGAAACUUUAUCUUCCUUUUCUGAUUUUUGUUUUUAUGUGGUAGAGGAAAAUUAGUGGGUUUUGAAUCUUUUGAUGAUGUGAAGAUCAGAUCUUUGAAGGCAUUUUUUCGGUGGGGUGGUGGGGCUGAGAUGGGAUCGAGCAGUAGCAAACAUAAUGCACCCGAAUCAUCAUCAUCAUCGUCAUCCGAUGUUCGGAGGACUCGAUCCCGAUCCAAAGGAAGCGGUGUUUUUCAGUCUUAUUGUCUCCGACCGUCGUCUGGAUCUCACGACGAUGACAAUGACAAUGACGACCAGAGUGAAGAAAAUGGUAAUAACAGCCAAUGUGCAAUCCAGAACAAAUCAGACCUGGAUCAAGUGAAAGCUGACUGCUACAGGAAGUUUAAAGUUGAACAACCUGGUGAUACAACCUGUAUACCUUCCAACAUCGAGCUUGAUGAGUGGGGUCAAUCAAGCCUCCCAUAUACCGUCUCCAGAUCUGAUAGUAGUUCUUCCCGAGCUUUCUCUAGCCGAUCAUUGAACCCGUCAGGUCGCUUGCUUUCUCGUUUUAGAUUUUUUCCUGGUAAUUUAAGCUUCAGGUUAAGCAGAGCAGCCAGUUUAGGGUCAUCGAGGGCUUAUCCUGUACCUUCGACAAAUGAUGAAGAAGAGCUUCAUCUACACGCAGGUCCUGCCAUUGGCUUGGUUAGUAGAAAUGAAACUCGACAAGGUCCUGAUUCACUUCCUGUAUGGCUCAGUAAUAGAUCUCCCAUGGCACAGUAUGAAGAUGUUUCUUCUGGUAACUUGCAGAUUCCUCCAACUUCUGCUUCUUCUGAUGGUUUACGAGAUGAUCAGAUAAUUUCUACUGAAGACAUGACCAGAGAUAUUGAUAAUACUCCAGUCGAGUUUAAUGUAAAUAUCCGUUCUCCAAUAAAUCAUACUGAAAUAGAUGGUAUUGAGACAAGACCUUUUGAUAGGCAGAGUGGAGCUCGAGAACCUGUGGAACGGAAUGUAAGGCUUAGUAGAACCCUAAGUGUUGGAAGACUUCGUGACAGAGUUCUACGCAGGUCAUCAUUUCCUGACUUAACAUUUUGUCCUUUGCAACAAGAAAGGGAGGAUGGAUAUGCUUAUCAGGAUGGCCAGAGACAGGAUUUGGGUGGCGGGACAGGGGCAUUGGCAUCUGAUGAGAAUGCCUUGGUCUCUUCAACUUCUGGCUAUGCUCCGUAUGGUAUGUCUGGUUCCUUGUACUGCAGGCAAGAUUCUGAAGUGGAAACCUCGCGUGCAAGAGAAGCCAGGUAUCUUGAUCUCUUGGAACAUGGAUCAAAUUUUCUAGAACGGAGAAGAAGAAUAAGAUCUCAGGUACGUGCUCUUCAGCGGUCGGGGAGCCGUUUUGAGAACUUGUCCAGACAUGAGAGAUCUUGUAUCUUAUCUGGUCAACAUCGAACAGGUCAGUGCACCUGCCGUGUCAGUACUCGAAAUGCUAAUUCAAAUGAUGGCACCAGUGCGAGGGCUAGCAUAUCAAGAAUUGUCAUGUUAGCAGAAGCUUUAUUUGAGGUUCUCGAUGAAAUUCACCAGCAAUCUGUAGCUUUAUCCUACCAACCUUCUGUGUCUCCAAUUGGAUCUAUUCCUGCACCUAAUGAAGUUGUGGAUUCUCUGCCUGUGAAAUUCUACAGUAAAUUGCAAAAGCAUCUGAAUGAGGAGUCUGCACAGUGUUACAUAUGCCUUGUUGAGUAUGAAGAAGGAGACAGCUUGCGGAUAUUACCUUGCCAUCAUGAAUUCCAUAGAACAUGUAUAGAUAAAUGGCUCAAGGAGAUACACAGGGUCUGUCCACUUUGCCGUGGGAAUAUCUGCAGAUCCGACUCGUUACCUCUGGAGAACUAAGGCAGCCAGUUUGCAGUAUGUUUUGUCGCGGACCAUCAGAGUGCUUGGAAACCAAAGAGAUGUUUUUCUCUACCUUGGCAAUCAUAGAAAGUUAUGCCUUAAGUUAUGAUGGUUUGAAAAGUUUGAUUUUGUUUCUGCUGCUGGGGCUUUUGCUACCUUGUUUUAGUUGUUUGGUUGCUGAAUAAAGCAUCAAAGCUUGGUAGAAAUGGACCAAACUGCUCGUGCCGUGCCACAUCUCUUUUGCUGGAAUCUUAAAAGCUGCGUGCACACACAAGGAGGAGGGGGGAGGCCAAUUGUAGUACCAUUUGUUGUGUGUGGAGAAUUAUUUUCUUGAAAAAGGUUUAUUAUGAUGAAUAUGCUCAUCUGGUCUUGAAUGUAUUCUUAAAUUCACUGCUGGUAUACUACAGGCAUCUUUUGAUUGAGAUGGUUUUAUUGUCAGUUUAACCACAACUGCGGGAGAAAAGAACAGAACUAGUGCAACUAAUGUCGUAGUAUCAUUUCUUAAAGAAUGUAUGGCCAAGCCUCACUGGUCUAAAUUGAUUUUAUAUACAUAUAUUUCAUAUA